This is a messenger RNA of Dromiciops gliroides (monito del monte), 2668 nucleotides long. It is a transcript of the gene MOSPD1, whose product is annotated as motile sperm domain containing 1. Gene Ontology annotation, cellular component: cytoplasm. Lineage: Eukaryota; Metazoa; Chordata; Mammalia; Microbiotheria; Microbiotheriidae. The transcript is spliced from 7 exons. The record is from RefSeq and is a predicted model, not a curated record. Bases 271 to 1029 code for a protein of 252 amino acids.
CGCCCAAGGCGAGGGAGCCACCGAGUCCUCCGCUUUCCCAGCAGCCAGUGCAGCCCCCCCCGCUCGGGUGACAAAGGACCGGGAGCCCUGUCAGUUGUCGCCUCUGCCGCUGCCGUCGCUCAAGGAGGGGGAGGGACCGAGCCCGAGGAGCCGCUGCUGUCCGAGGAUUGCAACAAUGCUUUGGAGUUUUUAACUGAAUCAAAGAGAAAAAUCCAAACUACAUCCAAAGACUGUAAGAAGAGAAGUAGCAGCAAGGAAGAUUCAGUGCCAAUGCAGCAACAAAGAAGGCAACCAGAAUUAGUGGAAGGAAAUCUUCCUGUUUUUGUAUUUCCUACGGAGCUGAUAUUUUAUGCAGAUGACCAGUCAACACACAAGCAGGUGUUGACACUAUAUAACCCCUAUGAAUUUGCCCUAAAGUUCAAAGUUUUAUGCACUACUCCCAAUAAGUAUGUUGUCGUUGAUGCUGCCGGGGCAGUGAAGCCUCAAUGCUGUGUGGAUAUCGUAAUUCGUCACAGAGAUGUUCGGUCCUGCCACUAUGAUGUAAUAGACAAAUUCCGUCUCCAAGUUUCUGAGCAAAGCCAGAGAAAGGCUUUAGGACGGAAAGAGAUCAUUGCGACCCUUCUUCCAUCUGCCAAAGAACAACGAAAGGAAGUGGAGGAAAAAAGGAUAAAGGAACACUUAACAGAGAGUGUCUUUUUAGAGCAGAUGCUCUGUCAAACAGGAAUUCAUGGGUCCCCAUCAAUUUAUCCAUUUGAGAAAGUUGAAAGGCAACCUUGGAGUCAGGAAGACCUGGGUUCAAGCCCCACUUCUGAUGCCCACUGCAGUGUGGCCGUAGACAACAGGACUGUCUCAUCAGGACCUAGUUUAUUAACUGUUUUCCUGGGCAUAGUGUGCAUUGCAGCUCUGAUGCUCCCCACCUUGGGAGAAGUGGAAUCGCUAGUGCCUCUCUACUUCCAUUUAAGCGUGAAUCAGAAGUUGGUGGCUGCUUAUGUUUUAGGUCUUAUCACAAUGGUUAUACUUAGAAUAUGAACAAGGAAGAAAAUUGACUUUGGAAAUGUUUCCCUUCACAUCAUCAUGACUGUGGACUACCUUUGAUUCUCAUUUGGUUCAUUAAUAUGUGACAGAAAACCUAUCAUUAAUUGAACAUAAUUACAAAAGUAUAAUUUCUCUAUAUCUCUAUCUGUAUCUCAGAUAGAGGUGUAUCUGUAUAAAUUGAUGUAUAACUUGUAUUUGCAGGACGCCAGCACAUUGCGCUCAUCAUGUUACAGAGACCGAUGAUCAUUUUGUCCAGUGACUCCUGUGCAAUGAUUUGAAGAGAUUGUCUUUUUAUAUCAAUACCUUGUUGUACACAUGACUUUUAUUAAAGCUAUGUUUGUUAUUUGCUUAUCUUUCUCUAAUUCACUUUGAUUGUUAAGGUCCUGUUUGCCCUCAGGGUUAGAGGGUUAGAAAGCUAAGCUGAUGGAAAUGGAAACAACCACAGAAUACUUGUGUUUCUUCUCUGGCUAUAAGCAUACAUGGUCAGCCCAGAACCUCUGCCCUCUUAGUGGUUCUGAAAGUGGAAUUUAAGUUAAGACUAUGUGUGAAAUACAAUACGCCAUCCCAGGGUCUCACCAAAUACCCAAACCGUCUGGCUCACCUAGGGAGUUAGCUAGCUAACCAGUUGGACGGCAAACUUGAAAGCCACUAAGGCUUUUAUCAAAACAGUCAGUCAUUGGUAUGGCUGUCAGGGAGGUCUCUCUCUUUGGCCUCAAAGGAGGCCAGGUAUUAGGUCAGCCUCUUGACCCUCUGGCUUCUCUCUCUCUCUUUCCAAUGCUUUUUGUUAAUAAGCAGAAUAAUGACAAAAGCAUUUGGUUUUUUUUGCUAGCCCUUGUCCCUAAGCUGGGCUUAGCAGAUGCCAGGCUCUUUGUUUGGUUUGGGGAUCCAUUACUUUCCCUAAACCUACAUGUGGGAACUGGGCCGUUUCUGUCAGGUAUUUUCUAACAGUCGGGAACCAGUUGCCAGAUUUGGAGCACGCACAUUUGGUAGGAUUUUUUUGUUCUUGAAAAGGAUGUCUUCCAGGCCUUUUUACAGACCAUGAGCAUGCCUUGUCACAGUGAUAUGUUCAUUGAAUAUGUGAGCAUAAGCCUAAACACAUUGCUGAUGGUGAUUUUUGUAGGUAAUGGAACUUGGCUUCGAAAAAGCCCAUAGGCCCACUUGGGGGUCCAGUUUCUAGGAUAUAGCGUUCAUGUCCAUAGCACUGGUCAUGUCAUGUCUGAAAAAAAAGCACAUGAAUGUAAUCAUGGUGUUGUGGCUGAAGGGCUGGCCCUGGAGUCAGGGAGAUCGCAAUUUGUAUCUAGCCUCUUCUGUGUCCUAGCUUUGUGACCCUGGGCAAGUCACUUAACCUCUCUGAGCCUCAGUUUCCUCAUCUGUAAAAUGGGGAUAAUAAUCAUACCUACCUCACAGGGUUGUUGUGAGGAUCAAAUACGAUAAUGGAUGUAAAGCAUUCGCAAAGCGUUAUAUAACUGUCAGUUCUGAUUUUCUGCUCUGAACUUUGUAAAGAAUCUUGAAAUGAUUCUGAUUUCUCUGCCCAUCUCAAGUCCCCACUCAAAUGUGGGUGAAAAGGCAUAUGGAGGAGAGAAAUGAUUUAAAGACAAAAAUAAACCAUAUCUGAAUUUUACAUUUAAUUCAA